AUGUUUGCCAAGGCCUUUCGGGUCAAGUCCAACACGGCCAUCAAGGGGUCGGACAGACCCCUCCUGCCCCCUCCCCACUUUGUUGCUGUGCAGACACAGGCGCUUUUUGAUCUUUCAGUGUACACCUUGUGGUCCUGUCCUGACCUCCUCCCAGUGUUCACAACGUGGCCUCCGGUGCUCGAAAAACUGGUGGGGGGAGCAGAUUUGAUGCUGCCGGGUCUCGUGGUGCCCCCUGCUGGUCUGCCUCAGGUACAGAAGGGUGACCUCUGUGCCAUUGCCUUGCUGGGGAACAGAGCCCCCGUCGCCGUUGGAGUUGCUGCCAUGGCCACAGCCGAGAUGCUCGCUUCAGGCUUGAAGGGCAGGGGCUUCUCUGUGCUCCACACCUAUCAGGACCACUUGUGGCGAUCUGGAGACAAGUCUUCUCCACCUUCCCUUGCUCCGCUGGCCCUGGAUCCCCCAGAUCUCAGUGAAGAGAAGGGGUCUGUCCAGGAAGACCCCGCCCUGCAGGGAGACCUGAGGCGCCUGACCUUGGAGGGAGAGGAAGAGGAGAAUGGGGAGGUUCAGCAGAUGUGCGGGGAGAAGGCCCUGUCAGAAGCCUCGGAAGACCCCAGCAUCAGGGGCCUGAACCCAGAGCCCACAGACAGCAAGACCCUUCAAGAGCAAAUGGAUGAACUGGUACAGCGAUGCUUUUUGCAUGCUUUAAAAUGCCAAGUCAGAAAAGCUGACCUCCCUUUACUCACCAGCACGUUCCUUGGCAGCCACAUGUUGUCCUGCUGCCCUGAAGGACGACAGCUGGACAUGAAGAAGUCCAGCUACAAAAAGCUCUCUAAGUUCCUGCAGCACAUGCAGCAGGAGCAGAUUAUCCAGGUGAAGGAGCUGAGCAAAGGGGUGGAGAGCAUCGUGGCUGUGGACUGGAAGCACGAGAGGAUCACAUCUUUCGUCAUAGCUGAGCCCUCCCCGGCCUCCCAGACAAUCCAGGAGGGUAGCAGGGAACAGCCCUAUCACCCUCCAGAUAUAAAAUCCCUCUACUGUGUCCCAGCCAGCAUGACUCUGCUCUUCCAGGAGUCUGGCCACAAGAAGGGGAGCGUUCUCGAGGGCGGUGAGGUCCGGACGAUCGUCAUCAACUACGUCAAGAAAAACGACCUGGUUGAUGCGGACAACAAAAAUCUUGUGAAAUUGGAUCCCAUCCUAUGUGACUGCAUCUUAGAGAAAAACGAACAGCACACAGUCAUGAAGCUUCCAUGGGACAGUCUCCUGACCAGAUGUUUGGAAAAAUUGCAGCCGGUGUAUCAAGUGACUUUUCCAGGACAAGAGCCCAUUGUGAAGAAAGGCAAAAUCUGCCCAAUUGACAUCACCUUAGCACAGAGAGCAUCUAAUAAAAAGGUGACUGUGGUCCGGAACUUGGAGGCCUAUGGCCUGGACCCAUGUUCAGUGGCUGCCAUCCUCCAGCAUCGAUGCCAGGCUAGCACGACUGUCACUCCUGCCCCUGGGGCCAAGGACAGCCUGCAAGUCCAGAUCCAGGGGAACCAGGUCCAUCACCUCAGCCGGCUGUUGCUUGAAGAGUAUCAGCUUCCUCGAAAAUACAUCCAAGGCCUAGAAAAGGCCCCCAAACCUGGCAAGAAGAAGUAACAGACUCUUGUUUCAUGCGGACGAGCCAGUGGAAAUACAAGCUCUGGGCUGGUAAUUUAUAUGAGCAUUUCCAGCUUUUACAAAUGAAACCAUAUAAUUCUUUACCAAAAUAAAUUUUUAUUCUAAUCUAAA
This is a messenger RNA of Hyaena hyaena (striped hyena), 1761 nucleotides long. RefSeq names its product eukaryotic translation initiation factor 2D (gene EIF2D). The transcript is spliced from 16 exons. NCBI's taxonomy places the organism in Eukaryota, Metazoa, Chordata, Mammalia, Carnivora, Hyaenidae. The coding region runs from base 1 to 1629 and encodes 542 amino acids. Gene Ontology annotation, biological process: translational initiation; formation of translation preinitiation complex. Gene Ontology annotation, molecular function: translation initiation factor activity. The record is from RefSeq and is a predicted model, not a curated record.